UCGUUCAAUGUACAUGUGCCAACUUCGUACAAGAACAACAAGGCUGCGCCAUUGAUCAUAGGCUACCACGGACGAUCCAACAAUCAGCUUUCGGUAGAGAGCGACUCAAAACUCUCAAGUGAGACAUGGAAUCCAUACGCGAUCGCGGUUUAUCCUCUGGGUAUCAAUGGAGAAUGGCAAGGUGAUCCGGAUACAGUAGGAGGAGGGUACGAGGACAUGACCUUCACCACCAACUUACUCGACUACAUCACAUCUCACUAUUGCAUUGACCAGAGCCGUAUGCUAGCCACAGGGUUUUCCAACGGUGGAGGCUUCGUCGGCACGCUCGCAUGCGACCCAACCUUGUCCAAGCGCUUCAGCACUUUCGCAGCAAACUCUGGAGCAGAGUACACCAAUACCACAGGCACUUGCAUCCCGUCGACCGUCUUUACAAAUACUAUCGUACAGCCAAAAUGCUCGCCAGGUAGAUCUGACUUGCCAAUGCUCGAGUUCCACGGUGAUGCAGACGGCACUAUUCCCUACCCCGGCGGCCCUCGACGUGGUUAUUGUCUACCCACAGUGCCACACUGGGUCACUGAUUGGGCUCUCAGAGACGGAUUGUCAAGCUCCAAUGUCACCUCAUCCCUGGCAAACGGCAAUGUGACCAAGUACGAAUUUGGUGCUUCGAAUGGUGUGCAAGGAUUGGUGACCCACUACAAAAUUGCUGGGUGGGGGCACGCGUGGGCAAGUAUCAGUGCUGGAGCGCCGAUUGAUGCUUCGCCGAUUAUCAUGGAUUUUUUCUAUGGCCAUUCUGGAUGA
Aureobasidium namibiae CBS 147.97 is the source of this 798-nucleotide messenger RNA. RefSeq names its product alpha/beta-hydrolase. The record is from RefSeq and is a predicted model, not a curated record. Gene Ontology annotation, molecular function: feruloyl esterase activity. The transcript is spliced from 2 exons. The annotation marks the transcript as partial. NCBI's taxonomy places the organism in Eukaryota, Fungi, Ascomycota, Dothideomycetes, Dothideales, Saccotheciaceae.